Molecule: messenger RNA, 659 nt
Organism: Tetranychus urticae (two-spotted spider mite)
Lineage: Eukaryota; Metazoa; Arthropoda; Arachnida; Trombidiformes; Tetranychidae
Source: RefSeq, a predicted model, not a curated record
AGACGAUUUUUUGCACACGGUCAUCUUAUUUUUGCAGUCAAACGCAAUUUUUAAUUGUAUUUAAGAUGAAACCCAAAAGCAUAUGGAACCAUCAACAAACAUUUCAUCGAUUUCAAGUGACCUGAUAUUGGCCUGACAACUCUAAUCCUUUUACUCUUCUCUUUUUUUUGACUUGUUUCAAUUCAACGUUACUCUUCAACAUCAAACAUGUCUACUGGUGGCUGCUGUGCUAAAACCUCAACUCAACCUGAAAAAUCGUCUGGUUGCCGAUGUGGUAAUAAUUGUACCUGUUGUGCUGAUUGUCCUGGUUCACGAUGCAGUCCAGACUGUAAAUGUGAUCCCUGCAACUGCUGUUCAGCAGCUAAAUCUGGCUCUGGAAGCUGUGAUUGCUGUAAAUGCUGUAGUACAGCCGCAUGUAAAACUGGUGGUAACUGUAAUUGCUGCAAAUGCUGUCCUGAAGCAAAAUGUCACUAAAGUGAAUGUUUCAAUGAACACAUGGAUUCUGCUUAUUCCCAGAUAAUGCUGCUCGUACAAUGACUCUAUUUCACAUAAAAUCGUCAACUGUAAACUCAUUUGUUAGAAUUGAACUCUUCAUUUCAGCAUUACAUCCAAUGUAUUAGUAGUUGUAAAUCUCAUUAAAAUAUUGUUUGAUAAGUGAA